AUGGCUGCUUCCCAGUCUCGUCAGUGGGGGAUCACUCCUCCACUGUCAUCCGCGCUUCCUACACCCUCCGAGCUCGCGGAGAACGAUGCGUUGAUAGCAGAGCUCAAGCUACAGAAUAACUUCGAGCCACCAUCAGAGACAGAGAAACGGUUCGUCUGGCUGAUUAAAAUGUUACUUACUUGUCUAGGAAAUACUAACUCUUCCGGGUUGGUCUUUAGAAAGCAGACACUACAUCUCCUACAGCGAGUCACUAUCGAGUUUAUUAAGGUGGUAUCAAAAGAAAAGGGCCUCUCACAAGCGGCAAUCGAUGCCUCUGGUGGUUCUGAUAUUGACACUCUUGUUGUUGCACCGAAACAUGUAAUGAGAGAAGAUUUCUUCGCACACUUUCCAGCAAUUCUUGAGAAACAUGCGCCAAAAGAUGCGAUAGAGAAAAUGACCCCCGUGCCAGACGCGUUCGUACCUAUCAUCAAAAUCGAGAUUUUUGGCAUUAGCAUAGAUUUGAUUUUCGCACGACUUAUCGUUUCUUCAGUUCCACCGAACCUCGAUUUGAAAAACAAAGACUUGUUGCGCGGUCUUGAUGAGAGGGAGAUACGAUGUGUCAACGGUACACGAGUGACGGAUGAGAUCUUAGAACUCGUCCCUCAACAGAAGACUUUCCGACUUGCACUUCGUGCUAUAAAGCUUUGGGCACAACGCCGAGCUAUAUAUUCGAACAUCGUUGGCUUUCCCGGUGGUGUUGCUUGGGCUAUGUUGGUCGCAAGGGUGUGUCAGCUAUAUCCCCAAGCUACCGGAUCAGUCAUUGUCGGCAAGUUUUUCAGAAUCAUGAAUCAAUGGAGUUGGCCGCAACCAGUGUUGUUGAAGCAUAUCGAAGAUGGCCCACUUCAUAUGAAAGUGUGGAAUCCGAAGGUUGGCUCACAACUGUGUUUUUUUUUCAUUCCAAGGGCUCUUGCUGAUUUCAGUUUCCAGAUAUACCAUGGAGAUAGGUUCCACCUCAUGCCUAUAAUUACUCCAGCGUAUCCAUCCAUGUGUGCUACACACAACGUUUCAAUGUCCACCAAGGCCGUCAUACUCAGAGAGCUUAGACGCGGAGGAGACAUGGUUGACAAAAUCUUUGUCGGACAGCGUCGAUGGAGUGAUCUUUUUGCUCGACACAGCUUUUUCUCUGCUGACUACAAGUACUAUCUCAGCAUCAACUCCACUAGCACAAGCAAGGAAGCACAGGCUAUUUGGUCUGGCUUAGUUGAAUCAAAACUCAGACAUCUUGUUGGGGCACUUGAUCGCAAAUCGUCUAUAGAGAUCGCCCAUCCGUUCCCCAAGGGGUUCGAGAGGGUCCACAUCUGUAAGACUGACGAAGAAGUCGAUGCAGUGAAAGCCGGCUCUAUGAAAUACCAAGCAGAUGACACCAAGACUGCUACUACCGACGAGACGAAUGAUCCAACUCACAUUGCAGCUGCUGAGAAUGCAAAUGAGAACGUGGGGAUUGCAGAAGCGGAAAAGCCAACUGGAGAGAAUAAGUACACCCUUUACACCACAACUUACUAUAUCGGGCUGGAGCUUAAGCCAUUAGCACCGGAUAUAUCUAGCGAUACCCAUAUGUUCAAGAAUACAUGCACUUCCUGGGCUCAGUAUCAGCCUGGAGUUAAUGACUUGAAUAUCUCGCAUGUUCGCAACUACGAUCUCCCCGAUGACGUUUUCCAACCUGGUGAAGUUCGCCCAACGCGGCCGAAGAAGAAGGUUGUCAAGAAAGUGGAACAAACGGUUUCUCAGAAGCGAAAUAUCGAUGCAGUAGACGUAAGUUGA
This is a messenger RNA of Trichophyton verrucosum HKI 0517, 1800 nucleotides long. RefSeq lists its product as uncharacterized. Gene Ontology annotation, cellular component: nucleus. Bases 1 to 1800 code for a protein of 599 amino acids. The transcript is spliced from 5 exons. NCBI's taxonomy places the organism in Eukaryota, Fungi, Ascomycota, Eurotiomycetes, Onygenales, Arthrodermataceae. Gene Ontology annotation, molecular function: poly(A) RNA polymerase activity; RNA binding. The record is from RefSeq and is a predicted model, not a curated record.